GCAGAUGCAGAGAAGCAUAUACGGGAUAAGCAGGUUGUUGCUUUUGGCUUCGAUGGGAGUGGUUCGGCAGAGCAGGUGGUGGAGGAUCUGAAAAACUUGCUCAACCAGAUUGUGGGCGAAAGGUCGGGCGCAGUUGUGCUGACCACGACGGGCUCCACGAAGUUCGGCGUAAUCGAGUUCACUUCCAUCCAAUCGAAGGUAAGCUUCUGGAAGAAGGUACGGGACAAGCUGAACGACGACGAAGAUGCGUUCGGCGGGGUGUUCUUCCGGAACAACCUGACCACCGAGGAGAAGGACCGGGAAAAACGGAUGGGCUAUACAAAGUACCAUUUGUCCAAACACCCCGACCACAAAACCAAAGAUGUGAAAAUCAUAUGGCCGAAGGGGAUGGUUGUGGUCAAAGAGGGUGAGGGAAAGGAGAGGAAAAUUGCGUGGUACGAUGAACAUGGAGACUGGCGUACUACUAAGACCGGGAAGGCGGUGGAAGCGGCGGUGGAAGAGUACAUGCGGAAGUGGCGGGAGAAGGUGAACGCCGGACCUGCCGAAGAGAGCGAGUGA
Messenger RNA from Prorocentrum cordatum, 558 nucleotides. Lineage: Eukaryota; Dinophyceae; Prorocentrales; Prorocentraceae. The record is from the annotation of a GenBank genome assembly.